Molecule: messenger RNA, 333 nt
Organism: Mesocestoides corti
Lineage: Eukaryota; Metazoa; Platyhelminthes; Cestoda; Cyclophyllidea; Mesocestoididae
Source: the annotation of a GenBank genome assembly
AUGCACAGACGGAAUACGCAGAAAGACGACGACUUUCCGGUCUCUGACUAUGAAACUCAGACCUAUUCCCACUGGUGUAAUCGAUCCCUCAAGUUUCACGCACACCCUUCGAGUUCCCGCAAUGUUUGUUUUUCCAGUAGGCCUCUAAUCCCUCGGCCGCCGCCGCCGCCACCCCUCGACGCCAACCCAGUCGAAUUCCCCCCUCCUCCCCCGAUUCGCCUCGGCCAACUCGGUCAGGCACCUGAUCGGAUUAUAAUCCGUGUCAAAUCGGGGUUUCAGUGUGGGAAGUGGACAGGGGUCGUGGGUGCUGGACUUGGACGGUUGAAACAAUAA